CCUUCCUCCAAAAGAAAAAAAAACCUCCUUUCGCCCCCUCCGCGACGGUGAGCCGCCGCCACGCUCCACCCUCCUCCGCCCUAGUCCCUGCUACCUGGCUGCUGCGCCCCUUCCCGUAAAAAGGAAAAUUCCCCCCUUCCUUCCUUGCGCUCCCAGUCUUUACCGCGCGACCGCCGCCGCCGCUUGCCCUCUCCCGGUGGUCGGCUCUGUGUACAAGGGCUGUCCUGGUGCUACACGGCCACCACCGCACGCCGCCUCGGUCCGGGGACAGCUCACCUUCAGUUGCCUGUUCCGCCGCCGAGUGUAUGCCAAGAUGCCAGCCGGGGAGAAGGAGGAGAGGGUGACCAUGGAGGUCACCGACGAGAUGCUCAAGACCAUGGAGGUCGGCUUGGCCUUCCGGGACUAUAUUGGCAGAAUUAGUUCUAUGGAUUUCCACAGCAAGGCUACAAACUAUCUUGUGACAGCCAGUGAUGAUGAAUCAAUACGCCUAUAUGACAUUCAAAAUGCUGUAUGUUUGAAGACCAUUAAUAGCAAAAAGUAUGGGGUUGAACUGGUGUGCUUCACUACUAACCCAACUCUUGUCUUGUAUUCCUCGAAAAAUGGUUGGGAUGAAUCUCUGCGUCUGCUCUCUCUAAAUGAUAACCGGUUUGUAAGAUAUUUUAAAGGCCAUCUUGACAGGGUUGUUGCUAUGUCAUUAUGUUACGAGAAAGACAGUUUUCUUUCUGGUUCACUUGAUCGAACUGUUCUCCUAUGGGAUCUGAGGGCUGACAAAGCACAGGGCUUGCUGCGUGUGCAAGGGAGGCCCGCAGUUUCAUAUGAUGAUCAGGGUUUAGUUUUCGCAGUUGCUUAUGGUGGUUAUGUAAGGAUGUUUGAUGCUCGAAAAUUUGAGAAGGGGCCUUUUGAUAUUUUCUCCGUUGGUAAUGAUGAAUCAGAAGCCAAUAUGAUAAAGUUCAGCAGUGAUGGAAGGCGGCUUCUUUUAACCACCAAAGCAGGGUGUAUUCAUGUGCUAGAUUCAUUUCAUGGCAACAGUCUCGCAACUUACAAUGUUAAGCCAGUUGUAACCAAUUCGACAUUGGAGGCAUCAUUCAGCCCUGAUGGAAAUCAUAUCAUAUCUGGCUCUGGUGAUGGUAGUGUUUUUGCUUGGAGCGUUAGAAGUGGAAAGAAGGUUGCGCGCUGGGGGAGCACAGAUAGUGAGCCACCAUUGGUUAGGUGGGCUCCAGGAUCGUUGAUGUUCUUGACUGGAUCUUCAGAACUAUCCUGCUGGGUCCCGGACCUAUCGAAGCUGGGAUCAUUUGCCGUUACCAAGUAAACUGAUUGUUCUUAUACUGACAUUUGACCGAUCAAUGCGGCUUAUCAAGUAUGCAUAUCUAAGGUAGCAAGGAUGAUCAACUUUCCACUGGCAUUCAACUGUGAAUAUGAGGAAGAAUAAGCUGUAGCACAUUGUAUGUCUAGAUCGUGGCCUCUCAUCUCUCAUGUGUCGCUAGGCUUUCCGCGACACUGUUUGCCUUGGUAGAGUGUAUGUAUAACUGUAAAGUGAGCUCCUCAUUGCGCACAGAUGUGGUACUGAAUCUAAACUAUGCGCCGUGUGAACAGGUUUUUGCGAUUUAUCGUGUUUUAUUA
This is a messenger RNA of Triticum dicoccoides, 1620 nucleotides long. RefSeq names its product protein ANTHESIS POMOTING FACTOR 1-like. The transcript is spliced from 12 exons. NCBI's taxonomy places the organism in Eukaryota, Viridiplantae, Streptophyta, Magnoliopsida, Poales, Poaceae. The record is from RefSeq and is a predicted model, not a curated record. Gene Ontology annotation, cellular component: Set1C/COMPASS complex. Gene Ontology annotation, molecular function: chromatin binding; protein binding. The coding region runs from base 314 to 1309 and encodes 331 amino acids.